CCCAUUUGUUCCUCGUAACAGUCAAAGGACGGCCAAAACCACGUGUAAAUAUAUCUGUUUAAUUAUAUCCCAAAAUUAAGUCACCAAAACUAGCAAACGCACAAAAAAUAUUCAGUUUGACCCGCAAGAGAUCGAAAAUUUUUGCGUUAUCUAUUUACCAAUAAAGUUGUUCCAUAUACUCAAAAUCGUCGUGGUCUUGGUGUAAAAGGGGCUUCCAAUAAAGUUUUUUUCUUCAUCGUCGUAGACAUGGUAACACUGCAAGUGAACAUAAAAAUCGAAAACUGAUUUAUUUACAAUAAACAAAAGCGCUUAUCGGCUCCAGGACGCGCAUAUGCUGACAACCAUUUGGCUAAAGGUUUAACACAAAUUCCUUCCAACGACGCGGACUACUGGUAGUACCCGCAGCCUAAAUUGCCGCGAUGCCGUGCUGGUAUUACGACAAAAAGGAGCUGCGGGAGACGCCCUCGAUCUUGGAUGGAAUAAGCUUCGAAACGGAGCGGCGGUACAGAAAAGAAGGUGCUCGAUUUAUUAUGGAAUGUGGCACCAAAAUGGGCUUGGGCCACAACACGAUGGCCACCGGCGUUGUAUAUUUUCACCGAUUUUACAUGUUUCAUUCGUUCCGGAGUUUCCCCCGGUACGUGACUGCGUGCUGCUGCCUGUUCUUUGCUGGCAAGGUGGAGGAGACGCCAAAGAAGUGUCGCGACAUUAUUAAAACUGCGCGUGGCAUCCUUACCGACAAUUACUUCUACUCGUUUGGCGACGACCCUAAGGAGGAGGUGAUGACGCUAGAGCGUAUUCUGCUGCAGACCAUCAAAUUCGAUUUGCAAGUAGAGCAUCCUUACACCUUUCUCCUAAAGUACGCUAAGUGUUUCAAAGGCGACCAGCAGAAGCUGCAAAAGAUGGUGCAAAUGGCGUGGAACUUCGUCAACGACUCUCUCAGCACAGUAGUUUGUCUACAGUGGGAGCCGGAGAUUAUCGCCGUGGCUCUUAUCCAUUUGGCCAGCAAGCUAAGCAAAUUCACUGUGCAAGACUGGGAGGGCCGCCAGCCACAGCAGCAGCGUUGGUGGGAUAUGUUUGUGUCUGAUGUAACGAUGGAAAUACUCGAAGACAUCUGCCACCAAGUUCUGGACCUGUACCAAUCAACCCAAAAAGAAGCGCUCCAGCCAACCAGUCCGCCCCAAAAGCCACCAAGCAGAGCCGACAGUCCAAAAUCCGGCAAGCUUACCAAUUCUACGGGUAUUGGACCACUUUCCGUUCCACAACAGCCGCCGCCCCCCGUAUGUGGCAACGGUGGCGUGCUGGAAGUUAGCAACAUUCAGAGCAUUAAAUCCCUAGCCAGUGGCGUGCCAAUCAUUGGUCCUAGCGACUCCCAGAACCUGUUACAGGGCCCAACACCACCAGGUCAGCCAUCCGGGUACCACAUUUAUCAUGCUCCUCCACCGCCGCCCCCGCCGGUAGUGCCUAUGCCGCCGUACCCCUCUUCCGGAUGGGGAGUCCAGCAGACAGUGGUCGGACACUAUAGCGGGAGCGCUGCACCACCACCACCAAUGCCGCCUAGCUUGCCUCCAGGAGCCAGUGGAUACUACAACGCCGGUGGGCGUCCAUCGCAGCAGCGCUACUAGUAGAUGCAAUGACUAAUAAACAAGUAAAAAAAAUUUGUAUAUUAAAACUAGCGAACCGUUCGGAAUAGGAUUUAGAGCGGGGAUCUUCGUACGGUUCGGUUUUCUUUUUUGGUUACACUCUAGGCCCAAUAUUGUCCCGGGGUAUUUAUCAAUGAUUUUUAUUCCCUUAUUUUAAGUCCUUACCCUUUCACAUGUACUUGUUAGCAGAAUUUUGCUGAAAUGAUGUUUCCAAAACUGAAUAAAACCAAAUGAACUAGAAAAAAAUAUUUUGGACAUUGGGGCACUAACAAAAAUAGAUUCUUAUUAAAAUUGGCGAAACGUUGAGACAAAGCGGAAUUGGAGUAACGGCGAAGUUUAUAACAGUGGAAGAUAAACAUGAGAAAUAUGUGAGAACAAUUUUUCAAAAGUGUGGGCGUGGCAGUUUUGGGGGUUUUGUAUGUAAAAGGAGGGGCGUGGCCAGUGUUUUUGGUAUGCAGAUAAAAAUUGGCAAGUCAAACAAUAAAACGAAGAAAAAUCUAAAAAUUUUUAAAUAGUGUGGCGCUAUGUGUCUCCGCAAACUGUAUGCUUAAUCUCAACCAUCUAGCUUUUAUAGUUCAUGAGAUCUCGACGUUCAUACGGACAGACGGACAGUCGGAAAGUCAGAUAUGGCCAGAUCGACUCGACUAUUGAUCCUGAUCAAGAAUAUAUAUACUUUAUAUGGUCGGAAACGCUUCCUUCUGCCUGUUACAUACAUACUUACAACGAAUCUUGCACCUUUUACUCUACGAUUAAUGGGUAUAAUAACUCUUUAGAUGUUUGAAUAAUUUUUGGAAUGAUACAUAGUGUGCGAAGAUUGCUCGGCUAUCAGAAACAACAGUGCAGUUUUGCAGUUUCCAUGGACUUUAUUCUUGCCCAUGGUACACUUGGAAUAAUAACGACUGCCCAGGCUACCUCGAUUCGUAUGUUUAUUAUAAAUAUAAUUAUGUCGUAGGCCAACGGUUUCGUUUUCCAGGCUAAAGACGAAAAUGUUCGAAAAUAAUAUUAUUGACUUUGUUCGAUGUUCUUCAAUUUAAUUUAAUUUUUAAAUGGUGUUAAAAAUAAUUAAUUUCCUUUUAUCUUUCAAAUUUUAUAAAGUCGAUUUCUCUGAAACCAGGCUCUUUGAUGUGAUACUUACCGCGCUCUGCUUUCGAAACAUCAACUACUUUGUCUCAGUUCGUUGACUUGCUUCGUUACAAACGUCUCGAUCUUUUCGCUAAAAGAUCUAGCUGACUUUUAGUUCUCCCGCGCUCUAGGUCCAAGGACCUCUAUUUCACCAAAGACACUAUGAUAAUUUUAGUAAUUUAUAAAUUAACUAAACAAAAUAAUUUUAGUUUGGUAUUAUUCUAGUGUUGCUUUACCGUAAGUUGGCUAUAUUUAGACCAGGUAUUCGGAUACUUCAUUUUUAUAACAAUUGCAAAUAUAGUGGUAAAACACGAAAAAAUUAACAAAAUAUUUUUGCGGUUAUACAUAAAUUUUUCAAUGCAGAAAUAAUUUCUCAGAAAUAAUAAAAUAUUAUAUAAAUAUCAAUAUGAAGAAUAUGAAUAAGCUUUAGAGUAUUACUUAUUGCCGUUUUAUCAAGGGCUAAAUAACACAUCUAAAUAAAUAGUGCAAUAGGAAAAGGAAAGUUUUAUAUUAUAUAUUAAGGUUUAAAGCUAGGGCAUAAUCUAUUAGACUAAAAUUUACAUUGUGUUCUGAUCACUACCCACUUAUUGCCAUAUAUGUUGCAGGAAAGGUCUUCCGUUGAUGUUUUUCGCCAGAAUGCUAUGGUACUUCCAAUGAAGCUGAGUUUUUGUCAAGGGAUCUACACGUUUGUCGACCUUGUGAAAGACAAAAGCCAGUUCUGACUGGAUUAAAAGUUUGCAUUUGUUUGUGCUCUACUAGUAUGCCUGGCAUACAGUUCUGUACAGUUCAAGUCUUCAAGUCGUUAUGAUAUAGGACCACCUCUGUCGAAGGGAAUAAAUUAAGAUCGUACUUGUCAAUACUCCAACUAAUUUUAUUGAGUAAAUCUAACAGUACUUAAGAGUAAGAGUUAAGAUUCACAUAAUAUGCUUAUGCCAACAGAAUUGUGUAAGACAACAAAUUUUGGGUAAGUGGUAAUGCUAUAUAGCCAACUGGACAGAACAUGUUUAUGCCAGUAAGUCGUUCACGACCUGAAAAACGAUAGUCCGUGUUGGACUAACACUUUUACCUGAAAAAUAACAUUCUCCUGGCCGUUGAAGUGUUAAAUAAGUAAUUAAAGAAGAUUGAAUUUUAAAUUUAAAACAGCAGAAAUUCUUGAUUUGUUUUUUAGUAGCCGGCUUACUAACUAUACGCGUGACUCGUAUAGAGAGAGUAUACUAGAUUCGUUGUAAAGUAACAGUGACAUUCAUACGUGCUAGAAACUAACUUGUGAGUUUUAAAGCAACACAAAAAUUUGGACCAGCAAGAAAUAUGUCGUUCUAUACGCAGGGAACUCUUAGUAGAAACUUAUCAGCUAAUUCAAUGUAGUUAUAAACCGCUUGCAAGAUCCCUUUCUUAUAAAAAGCAUAGAGUAUAAUAAAAUUCUGAUUGUCUUAAUUCGAAUGUAGAGCCUUUUUCCUGUCUUUGAGCUGGCCCACCAAUCCGAGAAAUAUUUUUUCCAAUAUAUGUGUGGUGUGUAUCUCAUACUGUUUUGUUUUCAGACAUGUAUAUAUAUAUAACGCUAAAGUAAGAUUAAAAACGAAAGGCGGGUAACAACGAAGACGAAAGAAGAAUUCAGGAAGAUGAUGAUCAACUGAGAUGAGUUGAGUUAGAAAAUGUUUUUUAUUAUAUUAUUUUUAUUUAUAUUAUCCAAAAAUCUGCAGUAGCAAUUAUGUUGCGUCACGGCCCUUGAACGACGUGCAGAACACAGCCAGCCUUAUGAGAAAAGUUUAAGCACUUGGAUUGCAGUCGUUAAAAAUUCUUGCUGUCAAACAAUUAAAAAACUGUGACCUUAUGUUACCCUUGCUGGCCAUGUUUGUUUUAAAUAGGCUUCUGUGUCACAAUUAUUUCUAACGCAUGGCGCUCACUCGCUAGCAAAACAAUCUAAUGCAAAAUUCGAAUAACAAAACAAGAGAGAAUGCUAUAUAUUUCCCUUAUAUGACCGGAAAACUAUGUACCUGUUACAUAUGUUUCAACGACUCUAGUAUACCUUUCUACUCUACAAGUAACGGGUAUAAUUACAUAUGUAUAUGUACAUAUGUACAUACAUACAUAUGUAUUACGUAUUCCGUAAACAAAUAUGCACAUUACAAUAUAAGGCGUUGAUAGGCGAGGCAGAUACAUAUAUUUGUAUUGAUACCUGUAUAUUAUGGCCUACAUAGAAAACAUUUUUGAGCUUUAAACACCAACUAAACUUUGAGUUUCUUUAUUUUCUUUUUUUUUUAGAGCGGAGAGACUUUUGAACCCGACUUAAGCGGUGGGUCACGGCCAUGCGAUCACCUGAUUUAAUAUGGAAGAUGACUUAUUAAAAAAAAUUAAACAAUAAAACUGGGCUAAGCACUUCUAGAGAGAUGAUGUGUAUCCGGCUUAAUGUGAAAAUAAAUGAGUGGUUGUGCAAAUACGUCCUAACAUUUGCGGGUUAGAGUCAGUACCCCACUCAUGUAAUACUGCGGGAUCAUUAAAUAUUCGGGCAGGGUGCGUUUACAAAAGGAGGUUGACGACGAUGCCUGUGCUUGUGUGGAUGCUGCUACUGUUGCCUGACGCACGAUGUGACCAACCUUUCCUGAAAAAAAUAGAAUGUUAUUUUGUAAAAAAAAAUAACAAUUUAAUACAAUUUGAAAUGACUUGUAUUCUGCGUUAACCUUACAAAAAUUGUUACGCCCACUGGCUAAGUAACGGAAAUCUGAAAUUUGAAUAAAUCGACUAUAAGAUUCUCUCGUCAUUAAUUGACUUCCCUAAAGUUCUUAGGGUAGCAAUUAUGUAGUCUCACGGACUAGCCUAAUUAAGGUCAAAUUGCUUCCCUCUUGCGUAUAUUGGCAAAAUUUCAUUAGUUUACAAUUAAAGAAAAGAACUUGUUUAGUGUCUCUGUGUCAGGGGUAACAAUACUUACUAAUCCAUAUAUAUAUAUUUGUAUAUCUAUCGAUAUUCCAGAAAAAUUAUGAAAUUUCGCGAUCGCAUUUCUACUAGCUGAGUAACGGGUAUCUUAAAAUCGGCGAAGCCGACUAUAGCGUUCUAUUUUAUGAUUAGAAAACAUUUUUCUUACUGAAUAUGUAAAUAUGU
Molecule: messenger RNA, 5858 nt
Organism: Drosophila melanogaster (fruit fly)
Lineage: Eukaryota; Metazoa; Arthropoda; Insecta; Diptera; Drosophilidae
Gene: CycK
Product: cyclin K
Exons: 1
Coding region: 420-1622 (400 amino acids)
Biological process (GO): regulation of transcription by RNA polymerase II
Cellular component (GO): nucleus
Molecular function (GO): cyclin-dependent protein serine/threonine kinase regulator activity
Source: RefSeq, marked reviewed